Molecule: messenger RNA, 1009 nt
Organism: Salvia splendens (bonfire salvia)
Lineage: Eukaryota; Viridiplantae; Streptophyta; Magnoliopsida; Lamiales; Lamiaceae
Product: protein FD
Exons: 2
Coding region: 389-982 (197 amino acids)
Biological process (GO): positive regulation of DNA-templated transcription
Molecular function (GO): DNA-binding transcription factor activity
Source: RefSeq, a predicted model, not a curated record
AAUGAAACAAAAUUAGUUUUUGUUUCUUGAUUACUUUUUAGUGUGCCAAACUCAAUAAGUUAGAAAGGGUUUUUUGUGCACUUGUACGAGCGCAAUUACUAUUUUUUCUCUUUCUCUCUCAUACAUACACAUAUAGAUAGUUUUCACACGUGCGCAAUUACUAUUUUUUCUCUUUCUCUCUCACACGUACACAUAUAGAUAGUUUUCACACGUGCAAGUAUAAACUUCCCUUAUUCUUGAAACUUAAUUUAUUGUUUUUAAGAUAUCACUGGGAAACAUCUCUUGCACUUUCAUUGUCCAAACAAUACAUAGAAACACCACUUAGAUUAAUUAAUUUUGUUAUUUAAAACAAUUAGGGUUUAUAUAGUAACAUUUCAAUCAAAUCUUUAUGGGGCCUUCACCACCAAAGGAAUUUGGCCAUUUUCCACUUUUUGAUAUUGAUCAUCAAUUCCUCAAAGACAAUCCACCUCUCAUGAUGAAUUUUUCCACACUAGAUAAUAAGACAUUGAUCAAGAACAAUGUGGCCUUAUCUCCGGAAGAAACCAUGAUGCAAAACCCUUCUUUUUCUUCGGGUUCUUCGUCGGCUACUUCUCCCCCAAUCCUUCAUGAAAACCCUAACACGAAGCCGGUGGAUGGAGUUUGGAAUGAUGGGAUGAAAAACCCUUUUGGAAUGAGUGAUUUUGGAGAAGAAUUCUUGCGGAAUCCGGCCCCAUUGAUGAUGAAGAUGGAUCGAGAAUACAUGAAUUGGCAACAGCAAGAAACAAUGCAGAUAGUUCAGACAGAUUUUAAGGCUUCCGAGAAUAGUGCUAGAAGAUAUUCUGAUAAUUCAUGUUUUGUAAAUGGGAAAAAUGAUGAGAGUUUUGCAAAGAGUGUGGAGAGGAGGCAGAGAAGGAUGAUCAAGAAUCGAGAGUCAGCUGCAAGAUCGAGGGCUAGGAAACAGAAAUUUGGAAGAACGGGGCAGAAGACCGUUACAAAUGGAUGAAUGACGCCACAAAAGAGAUAGAGGAAC